ACUAGUCUUCGUCCACCAUUUCUCCAGCCUCGGGCUUCAAGCCCUUUGGCCGAGAAAGCGAGGCCUAAUGUUACACCAUUGGUCAGUUCUCCCUCGGUUUCGGUGUCCAACCGGGAAGCUUUCAGAUAGGAUCCUCAGUGAGACGGCACUCGAUUGAAUCGGUCUGUCUCUACAGCCCAAAGAGGCGGGUUCGCUGCAGCUGCUCUAAGGCCAAAGCGCGAGUUUAUCUUAUUGCGCACGCGCACUAGACAGCCGAUGGAGCCACCAAUGGAGCCGUCCGGAGGGGAGCAAGAACCCGGAGCCGUCAGGCUCCUGGACCUGCCCUGGGAAGACGUGCUGCUCCCACACGUCCUGAACCGGGUCCCGCUGCGCCAGCUGCUUCGGCUGCAGCGCGUUAGCCGGGCCUUCCGGGCGCUCGUACAGCUGCACCUAGCCGGGCUGCGCCGCUUCGAUGCCGCUCAGGUGGGUCCACAGAUCCCGCGUGCUGCAUUGACCCGGCUACUGCGGGACGCCGAGGGCCUGCAGGAGCUGGCGCUGGCGCCAUGUCACGAAUGGCUAUCGGAUGAGGACCUGGUACCGGUGCUGUCACGGAACCCGCAGCUACGGAGUGUGGCACUGGCCGGCUGCGGGCAACUGAGCCGCCGCGCGCUGGGAGCUCUAGCCGAGGGCUGCCCCCGCUUGCAGCGCCUGUCGCUGGCGCACUGUGACUGGGUGGACGGGCUGGCGUUACGAGGCCUCGCUGACCGCUGCCCUGUCCUGGAGGAGCUGGACCUCACUGCCUGCCGACAGCUCAAGGAUGAGGCCAUCGUGUACCUGGCGCAGAGACGCGGCGCCGGCCUCCGCAGCCUCUCUCUGGCUGUCAACGCCAAUGUCGGGGACGCGGCGGUCCAGGAGUUGGCUCGGAAUUGCCCUCAACUUGAGCACCUCGACCUCACUGGCUGCCUCCGCGUCGGAAGCGAUGGCGUCAGGACAUUGGCCGAGUACUGCCCAGCACUGCGCUCUCUGCGGGUGCGGCACUGCCACCAUGUGGCUGAGCCCAGCCUGAGCCGAUUGCGGAAGCGCGGUGUGGACAUCGACGUGGAGCCUCCGUUGCACCAGGCCCUGGUGCUGCUGCAGGACAUGGCGGGCUUCGCACCCUUUGUCAACCUGCAGGUCUGACCCUCCUGCCAAUGGAAGCACAGCUGGACUGUGUGGCUGGGCCUGACAGUGAGCUGUAGGGAAACUGAACUGUGGGACCUCUGGUGAGAGGCCAGCGCCCCUGCCCCACCUGGAACUUCAAAUAAAGAGCUUUUUACCCUU
This is a messenger RNA of Sciurus carolinensis (gray squirrel), 1299 nucleotides long. RefSeq names its product F-box and leucine rich repeat protein 15 (gene Fbxl15). The record is from RefSeq and is a predicted model, not a curated record. Gene Ontology annotation, cellular component: SCF ubiquitin ligase complex. Lineage: Eukaryota; Metazoa; Chordata; Mammalia; Rodentia; Sciuridae. Gene Ontology annotation, molecular function: protein binding. The transcript is spliced from 4 exons. Gene Ontology annotation, biological process: SCF-dependent proteasomal ubiquitin-dependent protein catabolic process. Bases 256 to 1158 code for a protein of 300 amino acids.